CCUAGCAAAGCCUGGAGGCUGCGGUGAGACGGAAACUGAGGGGAGGCCGCUGGUAGCGGCGGAGCUGUGACAGGAGUGUGCGGUGCCGACGGGAUGGUGGAGAAGGCCGGUGUCGGGAGAGACUCCAUGCCCUCGUUAAUCCCUGGUGGGUUAAAUCCAGCGCUUUCUGGCAGUUCCCAGAUGCUCCCCAAACAGGGCAUGAAACUGGAGGCAGUGAUGGAGCAGCUGCAGAAGCAGCAACAGCAAGCAGCUCGUAGUAUGCUGGAGCGCGAAAGGCAGAUCAGAGAAACGCAUCGCCUCUAUACACAGCAACUGGCAACGCAGCAUGCCUUGAAGUCCAUGCCCGGCCCGGCGGCAAUCUCAUCCAAUCAAACGCACCUUCCCACAGGUCCCCCUCAGAGCGCCAGCGAGCCAGAUGAAGACGAGGAGAUGGAAGAUGAUGAGAGUGACAUGGGUGAUUCCAUUGAGGAUGAUGACGGCAGAACUGCACACGGUUCUGCUCUGGCACAGAAGUACCUGCAGGCUCAGCGAGAACAACAAGGGAUCGGUGUGUCUAAUCUGCAGGGGACUCCUAGUAAGCCACCUAUGACUGUUAAAGAGGAACCUCCAGAGGAAAACUUCAGCCCUUCUCCUUCCAAACACCACAAGCAGAGUCUGGAAGAGCACAUUAAACAGGAAAACUCUUCAUGGAGCGAGGACCUUGAUGGUCGGAGCAGAGAAGCAUCAAGGGAUUUUGCAAAGUUGUAUGAACUGGACAGUGACCCGAAACGAAAGGAGUUCUUGGAUGAUCUUUUUGUUUUCAUGCAAAAAAAAGGCACCCCAAUUAGCCGUAUUCCCAUCAUGGCUAAGCAGCUAUUGGAUCUGUACAUGCUGUACAAGCUGGUUACAGAGAAGGGAGGUCUUGUGGAAGUAAUCAACAAGAAGAUUUGGAGAGAGAUCACAAAAGGCCUGAAUCUACCAACCUCCAUUACCAGCGCAGCCUUCACACUAAGGACCCAAUACAUGAAGUACCUUUAUUUGUAUGAAUGUGAAAAGAAAUGCCUCAGUUCCCCUGCUGAGCUGCAAGCUGCCAUUGAUGGAAACCGCCGGGAAGGCAGGCGUCCAAGCUAUGGCUCCUCGUCUUUUAACUACUCCCCAGCCUCGACUGGUGCCCCAACACUUCUCGGAGCGCCAAAACUUUCCUUGUCUAUGAUGGGUGCACACGCCAGUCCUCGGAUCUCACCAGUGAUGGCAAUAAAGAAAGGAGACAGUCCUGCAGGUGUGAUGGCAAGCCGCAUGUCUCUGGCUGGGCCCCUCAAUGCGCAGCAGACUCCCACAGGAGUCCGGACAGCCUCAUUGGAACAGCUAAAGGAGAGGCUGGAGACAGGGGAACCUCUGGAGAAACGCACCUCUAGGACAGCAAUGGAGGAGCAGCAAAGGCUCAUGCAGCAGGCGCUCCAGCACAAUCUGCUGAGCAUGGCACGACAGAUGCCUAUGAAGCUCAAGAUAAAUGGCAAAGCACAGGACCGGCAAGAGGCUACCCUCAAUCUGGGGGCUGGCAGCAUCAAUAUGUCCAUUGAAAUUAAUGGCACAAUGUACACAGGAAUUUUAUACGCUCAAAAGCCAGUUCCCUUAAUUGCGGGGUACACUGGGCAAAGCGGUGGUAGCAGCAGCAGCAGCAACACCUCCCAAGCCUCUCAGAGCCCCACUUCCUCAAGGGGCACACCAGGGGCCGAACCCUCCACCAGCUGGUCCCUCUGAGCACACUCUCACACUUGGGAGAUUGAGCUUGAUACUACUUACCUCCUCCACAAGAAAGCGUUACGCAACCGUACCUACCUCAGCUUGCCGGAAGACAGCAACUCUGCUUACCUCAUUUAAUGUAAAGGUUACACAACCAAUUUACCUCAUGUUUUACUAUGGCAUUACACAACCUUACUAAUUUAUGUGGUGACAAUGGCCUCCUGGCAACGCAUCCCAUAACUGCCUCACCUUGGAGGCCCAGCUGUCCUCCUGCUGUAUGGCAUUUUGGGAACUGUACAGCAUACUUCUAUCCUCUCUUUGACCCUCUAGUUCUUUGCAAUCUUCUGUAAGAUGAGCAGAAUAGCCUCAUCGUACCUCUGCUGUCGCAUUGUGGUCCUUCGCGAGAGAGCGCGGAAUGAAGGAUUUGGGCCGGCUGUGCGCACAUGGCCCAGGCAGGACAUUUCAGCCACCCUCGAAAACCUCCAUCCCAGCCGCUGUCACACAAUCUCAAGAAGUGUUUAGGACAGCAGACCAUUUUGCUGGGAAAAUAGCAGACUUUAAUAGGUUGUAGCAUAGUGCUAGCCUAUACUAAACGGCAGGUUUUAAGGUUUCUGUUACCAAGUGUGAACAUGUUUUAUCUUCAAGCAUACUCUAAUGUGAUGUGUUAACUUGAUAUUUUAAUGAAGCAAUCGAGAUAUUUUUCACAGUUUUACCUCUUAGAUUGUCUCUGGUAAACAAUCUUUUCAUGCCGGUCAACGGAA
Spea bombifrons (plains spadefoot toad) is the source of this 2483-nucleotide messenger RNA. It is a transcript of the gene ARID3B, whose product is annotated as AT-rich interaction domain 3B. The transcript is spliced from 9 exons. The record is from RefSeq and is a predicted model, not a curated record. Gene Ontology annotation, biological process: regulation of transcription by RNA polymerase II. Gene Ontology annotation, molecular function: DNA binding. Bases 94 to 1740 code for a protein of 548 amino acids. NCBI's taxonomy places the organism in Eukaryota, Metazoa, Chordata, Amphibia, Anura, Pelobatidae. Gene Ontology annotation, cellular component: nucleus.